ACAAUCUAAAGAGCAUCGUUAGAUAACGGCAAUCCGCAACACUACAUAUUCAACACACGAUCCAAUGUACCUAGAUUUUUAGUCUACGUUAUACAUUUAAUUCUUCAUUUUUUUAUUCCUAACCAGAUUGAUAUUCCUACCGAUAGAAGAUACAAAGCGCUGCUUACGUCAUAGUAUUAGCAUAGAAGCUAUCUUAGCGUUAAACGUCAACAUGCCGAACAUUGUGGUCAUUGGCGCUGGUGUAUCCGGUAUCACGUCGGCCUAUCUGCUGUCGCAGCAAAAAGAUAAUGUCAUAACGGUUGUAGCGAGGCACAUGCCGGGCGAUUAUGAUAUCGAAUAUGCAUCGCCGUGGGCUGGUGCUAAUGUCUUGCCGAUGGCGACGAAGAAGAAUAGCUGGUGGGAGCGCCGCACGUGGCCGGAGAUGAAGAGGCUUGCUACUGAAGUACCUGAGGCUGGGAUACACCUGCAGAAAUCUCGCGUGUACCGCCGACAGAAAGAUAUCGAAAAGUUAAGGAAAGGGGGAUACAGCUUCGACGGCCUCUUCGAGGAAAACCCAUGGUAUAGUUCCCUCUUCGACGACUUCCGGGAGUUAUCUAAAGACGAGCUCCCCGAGGGCAUGGCAUCGGGUUGUGAGUUUGGAUCUGUUUGUAUAAACGUCAUGCUGUACCUACCUUGGCUCCUUGGGAAGUGCAGGGCGAAUGGUGUUGUCUUCCGUCGUGGCCACUUGAAGCAUGUUUCUGAAGCUGCUUCUUUGAGUCAUACUGGUGGGAAGGUGGAUGUUGUGAUUAAUACGACGGGGCUCAUGGCUUCGAAGCUGGGGGGAGUGAUGGAUAGUAAUGUUGUACCGGUGCGUGGGCAGGUGGUUGUUGUGCGGAAUGAGGCUCCGUAUAUGGUUACGAAAUCCGGCACUGAGGAUGCGGAUGACGAGGUUUGUUAUAUCAUGAUGCGGGCCGCGGGUGGAGGGACGAUACUCGGUGGUACAUACCAGAAGGGAAACUGGGAAAGCCAGCCGGACCCGAAUUACGCGAUGCGGAUUAUGAGGCGGGCGAUUGAGAUGAUGCCUGAGCUUACGAACGGGAAGGGGGUUAAAGGGUUGGAUAUUGUGCGCCAUGGAGUUGGCCUACGCCCGUAUAGGAAUGGGGGUGUGAGGAUUGAGAAGGAGAAGAUUGAUGGUGUUUGGGUGGUGCAUAAUUAUGGUCAUGCGGGUUGGGGAUACCAGGGCUCGUAUGGGUGUGCGGAGGAUGUGGUUAAGCUGGUGGAUGAGGUUUUGAACCGUCCUAAGCUAUGAUCUCGAGAGAUCUAGAUGAAAUGACUUUAUAAUCAUAAGACCUAUCACUCUGAAGAAUUAUUUUCAUACUAGAUGUCUUCUAAUAUCGUCUCCUUUUGUUGCCUACUCCCAAUGCAUUACUAUAGGC
Messenger RNA from Hypoxylon trugodes, 1415 nucleotides. Its product is annotated as FAD dependent oxidoreductase. Gene Ontology annotation, molecular function: FAD binding; D-amino-acid oxidase activity. The record is from RefSeq and is a predicted model, not a curated record. Lineage: Eukaryota; Fungi; Ascomycota; Sordariomycetes; Xylariales; Hypoxylaceae. The coding region runs from base 212 to 1288 and encodes 358 amino acids. The transcript is spliced from 3 exons.